AUGGAACCAGCCCAGACGCAGUUGGCUAGAGCUACUCCAGCUGUAAGCCAGAACGGAGGAACAUUGAACCCAUCAAUCCAUUCCGACCGUCUGUCAGUCGCCUAUAUGUCUCUAUGGAGUACAUUCCAAACGGACGCUUGCCGAGUGUUCCUACAAGCUGGUAUAGCCCAUGAAGUUCCACUGAACGAUGAGACGGAACUUUACACAGUCGGUAAUGAGCUUGGUUUAACCGGGAGGUUUGUCCGCAAUGUCUGCGACCCAGUUAUCAAAGCCCUCGAAUUGGUGCCAGGUAUGGCGUCAACCCGAUUUGCUGAUUUUCAGGCAAUCUCCACCCCACAAAUGACUACCCCAGACGUAUGUUUGGGGCUGGUUGCGACCAGCCUUAGACCUGGUAACGUUCAUCUGGUUGGAGAAAUGAAAACGCCCUGGACCAUCUCGGACGAAGAUCUUCAUAUCAACCGGCCCGAAUCAUUUCGCCUCGAGCCACUGAUAGGACAACUUGUUGCUCAGAUGCGCACAUGUUCAACUCGGUUUGGAUUUCUGUCCACCUACAACUCCACCGUUUUUGUUAAACGAGAAGCCGACUCUUCUUUUCUCCUUUCGUCGCCUAUUUGGCGUGGCGUUACACGGCCUUCCCUUCGCCAGUUACUUGCUGGUUUCUGUUUAAUGGCCGUGUCGGAGCCAAAGUACGUUGAAAGCGAGACAUUUGAGCCAAGAAACCUACGAGGCCCUCCUCCUUCCCGGGUCUCCGGCCGUCUACUUGAUAUUUCAGCUUACCACUCCCCGUCGAUGGCGAACCAAGAAGAGACUAUCACAUCGAAUAGUGUGAUUAUUAACGCUGGCGGACCUACCCCUAGGGUCGUUAACUGCCUUCAGCUGUUAUCAGAACCAACAGUUCAAAACAAGGCGACCUGGCUAGCAACUAUGGGUGGAUCAACGGUGAUACUCAAGUGCUGGGGACCUCAAUACGAUGAGCUGUUUGAAGCGGAGGCGGAAGUUUACAACCGCAUUUGGGCCCAGCAGCCGGCCGGACGUCGCAACUUCGCCAAGUGGAUCUCCAGGGGGGAAAUUGUUUGCUCAACUAUAUUCCCAUCAGGCUAUGUUCUUGUUCUAGAGCAGAGAGCCGGAAUGCGGCUUGACCGACUCUGGCAUGAUCUAUCCGAGGGUGAACGGGCUUACAUUCAGUCCGACUGCCUUAAUGGCAUCCAUGCUUUGCGACAAGUGGGCUUCCGACUUGAUGAUCCUGGACAGCACAAUAUUCUCUAUGACAGAGAUAGUCGUGUGGUAACUCUUCUUGACUUCGAAAGUGCGCAACUAUUAGAAAGUCACACCUACAUCUCAACAUAUUAUGAGAUGCGCAUCAUAUUUCGCUCCGACCUUCUGUUAGGACGUCCAUCUGGAGGUUAG
This is a messenger RNA of Penicillium psychrosexuale, 1407 nucleotides long. RefSeq lists its product as uncharacterized. Lineage: Eukaryota; Fungi; Ascomycota; Eurotiomycetes; Eurotiales; Aspergillaceae. Bases 1 to 1407 code for a protein of 468 amino acids. The transcript has 4 exons. The record is from RefSeq and is a predicted model, not a curated record.